AUGGUUUUGUUCGUUAUCGCUUCUGAUUGUGAUGCUUGGCGAAGGCGUCGUCGACGUCGAUUUGUCUGUACUCCGCGAAGCUGCGAAGUUAGUUAUUGGUCGACCUGGAGCACGUGCAGCACGGAUCAGUGCGGGCAGCAAGGAUCCCAAGGACGAUCAAGAAUUGUACAGUCCUUGCCAAGUUGUGCGGGAGCGCAAUGCCCCGAUCUAAAUGAAACACGACUGUGUUAUGGAAAUAAACCGGUGAACUGUCACUUAAGCCAUUGGUCGUCCUGGAGUGCGUGCAGCACGGAUCAGUGCGGGAAGCAAGGAUCCCAAAGACGAUCAAGAACUGUAGAGUCCUCGCCAAAUUGUGGGGGAGCGCGAUGCCCUGAUCUAAAUGAAACAUGGCUGUGUUAUGGAAAUAAACCGGUGAACUGUAACUUAAGCCACUGGUCAGAAUGGAGCGCUUGCACUACUGUGUGUGGCGUAUCAGGGAAACAGACAACUUCUCGCCAUAAAACGAGAACAGAAAAAUGUGGAGGAAUAUGUACGUCCACCUUCUAUAAAACACGAGCCUGUCGUCUCACGAGUUGUUUAAACGGAGGAAGUUUAGGAGGUGAAACAUGUUUCUGUAAGAAAGGCUUUGGUGGCAAUUGCUGUGAGAAAGAAGAUUCAUCUUUGUCGACGGGUGAAAUUUGCGGAGUAGUCAUUGGCUCAGUCGCCGGGGUGUGUCUUUUUAUCAUCCUACCCAUUAGGUUAUAUCUAAAAUGGAAAGAAGAUCGAGUCACAGCAUUAUAGUAAAGUUCAUGUUUGUAGUCUACUUGCAGCUUUGAAGUAACCGACAGACAUUCCUUUGUCUCCUAAGGAGUCCCUAAGGCACCCCUUGUAUCAUAAAUUGUUUUGAGAAGAGCAGUUAACCAUGAUAUUAUUGCUCAGAUGAUUAUGGAAGUAAAAAUAAAUUACCGAGCUCCUAAAAAUGGCCCCUACGU
This is a messenger RNA of Pocillopora verrucosa, 971 nucleotides long. The record is from RefSeq and is a predicted model, not a curated record. NCBI's taxonomy places the organism in Eukaryota, Metazoa, Cnidaria, Anthozoa, Scleractinia, Pocilloporidae.